AAACAAGUGGAAUAACUCCGCACAUUAGUUAUGCUAUGUGUCAAAACAUAACCUGAAAAUGCGUAAAUCAUAAUGCUAAUCAAACAUAUAUAAAAAAAUUUACUGUGAUAUUACAAUAAAACAAUGUAUCUAAGCCAUUUACUUUAUUCUUUAACUCUAAAAAAUGGCGUUAAACACUUUUCUAAUCAAGCCACAAAAUUGGGUAGUAAAGUGAACAAAUGUGUUAAAAGAGUGUUAGGACAACCCACUUCCGAUACGCACCCUCAUAUUUUAAAUGAAGGUGAAGUUACACCUAUGAUAACUAAAUUUGAAUACCAAUCAAGAAGAUGUAAAUUUAUGGAUGCUAUUACAAAGUUCACUUUCAAGAAUUGUUUAAAAUCUAAAGAUCACUUAGUUGUUAUACCAGCAGCUUCCAAACAGUAUAUGUCUGAUAAAAUUCCUUAUGUUUUUCGUCAAAAUACAGAAUUUCUCUAUUUAACGGGUUGUUUAGAGCCUGAUUGUUGUGUUGUUCUUACUUCAGACAGUAGUGGUAAUUUCUCCACCACUUUAUUCACUAGAGACAAAGAUGAACACGCCGAACUUUGGGAUGGUCCUAGAACUCAUCCUGAAGACGCUAAUAAUUUCUUUGGAGUAAACGAAAGUUUACCUAUGAGUGAACUUGAUAAAUUUAUAUUUUCUUUCCAGAAAUCAAAAAAAAAUUUAAACUUGUGGUAUGAUUUCUUAAUGCCUGUUCAGAGAAACGUGCAUUUGAGCGUGAAAAAUUUCAUGGACGAAACUGGUAAUAAACAUUGGGAAAACCCUAAGCCAUUAUUACACAAAUUGAGAUUGUAUAAAAGCCCUUCGGAGAUUGCUUUAAUGCAAAAGGCGUGCGAUAUCACUGCUCAAGCUUUCAUGGAUACAAUAUCUGUAUCUAGACCAGGUAUUGCCGAAAAUCAUUUAUUCGCUAAAUUCGACUACGAAUGUCGUUUAAGGGGUGCUGAAUAUUUAGCUUAUCCCCCAGUAAUCGCAGGAGGUACUAGAGCUACUACUAUACAUUAUAUUAAUAACAACCAAGUGGUAGAUGCUGGGGAAAUGGUACUUAUGGAUGGAGGAUGUGAAUUACAUGGUUAUGCUAGCGAUAUAACACGUACUUGGCCGAUCAGUGGGAAAUUUACAGAAGAGCAACGUCUCAUAUACGAAGUAGUAUAUGACGUUAAUAAAGAAUUGAUUGAAAUGUGUAAUAAAUUUCCAUCUCUAGACAUGUUAUUCGAAAGUAUGUGUUAUUUAUUAGGUAAAAGGUUACAGGAAGUUGGAUUAUUAGGUGCCCAACCGUCAAGUCCCUAUUUAAUGAAAGCUGCUUAUCAGUUAUGUCCACAUCACGUCUCUCAUUACCUAGGAAUGGAUAUUCAUGAUACUCCUACUGUUACAAGAAAUAUGCAAGUAGAACCUGGAAUGAUCAUAACUAUUGAACCAGGAAUCUAUAUAAAUGAAAAUAACAAAUUACUGCCUAAAAAAUAUCGUGGUAUCGGUGUACGGAUAGAAGACGAUGUUUUAAUAACCGUAAAUGGUCCAGUUGUACUAAGUAGAAAAUGUCCCAAAUAUAUUGACGAUAUUGAAAGAUUAUCAAGUGAAAACCAGUGAAUUUCCAUAUGUAAAGGUCGAUUUUUGUAAAUAUAAUGUAUUGAAACUUUAUUCAAUUAUUUACUUUUUAAAUUAUGUUUUAUUUGUUAUAAACUAGACAUUGAAUAACUAUUUUUUACAUAAAUGCAAAUUAAGAACAUUAUGUGCGUACUGACAACAAAAAAAUAUCUGGAGAAAAAUAUUACUUCCACUGCUGCAGUGAUAAAUCAUUUUCAUAAUUCGUUUCAAUUCAUUUAUUACAUUCUAAUAAAAUCUGUGAUCAUCAGCUUUAACAAAAUAAUUAUGUAUACCGUCCUUGUGACAAGUGACAUCCUUCAUCUAUCAAAUGUGAAACGCGUUCAGUACUAAGGGUAUGUUCAGUUUUGAACAUAAACCUGCAACUAAAAAACAUCCUGAAACAAUACAUUGGUUCCAUUCAGCAUACAAAACCGUUGUGCGACUGUUGUAAAGCCAUAACGGAAUCGUUCGCUGCAAACUUAACACGUUGUGGAAGUGGAUUAUGUUUUGUGAUCAAACGUAAAGUUGUAACCUUACUUGGAAGAAAAAUGAUUGAAUUCGUUUAUCAAGAUAAGAUAAAUGAAUUGGGGAACUGCUUGAAUUAAUCUAAUUUCGAUAAAAUACUUAUGAAUAAAUUUUUUUUCCAAUUUACAAAAUGCUACAUAGAAUGAUCGUACAAUAUUUGAGAUUCUAUGCAAAAGAUGAUCAACAAAAUGAGGUUUCAAAUAAUGACGUUAAAUUGUAAUUUACUGACUAGUUAAGUUACAAAUUAAAAUACGGCAAAAAGCGACGAAUAAAUACACUUUUUAACAAGAUUUGAUUGAAGAAAUAAUAAUUAUUAAUGAUGUACAAAUAUUAUGUUUUCCUUGCUAACUUUCCUACGUUACUUUUUCCCUCUAGUUACAUUUUUUGUUUCUAUUUUAUGUAUAGAAUAUUUGAUCUUUGUUUAUAAAACUAAAGUUUCUGUUUUUAAUUUUUUUACAUCCUCAGUUUUCCAUUGAAAUCUUUCGGCUCACAAAUUAGAGUAAUAUUUAUCUAUGUUAUAAGUAGGUAAACGAUACGUAUAAACCACAUCCUAAUAAAAUAAAAAAGAAGAAGUUUUAUUUUUGAAGUAACCUGUAAAUUUUUAUUGUUAGUUUAAUGUUUUUAUUAUCUAAUAUAAAUAAACCUACAACUUAUCUAGCAUUUUUAAUUUGCUUAACAGCUUUUAUAGGUGACACCGCGAGAUGUUAGCGCUACAGGAAAAAUAAUAGAAAUAUUUACAUGUAGUUUGUUAUCUUCUAUUAUAGAUUUGGAUCAUUUUAUUGAAGCAAAAUCAUUAAAU
Molecule: messenger RNA, 2941 nt
Organism: Diorhabda sublineata
Lineage: Eukaryota; Metazoa; Arthropoda; Insecta; Coleoptera; Chrysomelidae
Product: xaa-Pro aminopeptidase 3
Exons: 9
Coding region: 124-1620 (498 amino acids)
Cellular component (GO): mitochondrion
Molecular function (GO): manganese ion binding; metalloaminopeptidase activity
Source: RefSeq, a predicted model, not a curated record